AACCCUUAGCAACGAAUAACAACAAUGGGAGUGGCGGUGGCAGAUUCCGUGUCACUGUCCGCGUGGUCGUCUGUACCAUUUUACCGUCUGUAGUUUCUUUACGGACGUUUUCUUGUUGUUGUUGUUGUCUGUACAUGCUCCAAUGUGUCCGUGUUGUGUAAUAUUGACUUAGUGACAUCACGGAAGAAGGAACGUCGUCAAUAGCUAGGUACUGACAAGAGAUCACAGAGUAGUGCAUGCUAUAGGUGCUUCCUAUUCUUAUACGAGGUCUUUGUCGCUGAGUCCUUAUAAAUGUUGAAGACAAGUGUAAGGUGAUGGGCUCAGCACCGACCAAGCCAGUCGGCGCCCAUGACGAGAGGCCAGCCGUGGUUGGAGCGGCGCAAGCUUCGGUCAAGUGGCGGGGGAAGGCGGGGGUAGCUUCAGGUGGCCAAUCCAAGAUGGCGGCGUCCACGACAACAAAACAACAGGUCGCCGAGACAGACGACGAAAAGCAGGCCCGCCUCCUGAACCAGCAUCCCGAGAUGAAGCCUAUCCUCAGGAUCAUGGACAGGGGCGUGGCUCAGGUGAAAGAGAAGAAAGGCGACGAAGACAGCAUCGGCGACGUCUACGAACGAGUCGACAAAGACAUUGACGACCCUUACUGGAACUUCAAAGGAAAGAUUCAGAGGCAAAUCCAAGCUGAGCACCUCACCAAGAUCGGGGCGGCCGGUAUCUUUACGGAUUACCUGAAAUUCCUCAAGUCCACGGGCAACAUGUUUGAUGAUGAAACCGUAUGGGAGUGUUACUACGCCAUUAGGAAUUGUUGUUGGAGUUUUUCGGAUGCAAGCUUCAACUUUGCGAAGAGGCUAGGAAAGGCCGGGCUCUUCCCCAUGCUGAUAGAGGACCUGAAACAAUAUAAGAAAACGUUUCAGACAAAUCAGGCACACAAUUGGCUGGUGAGAUGUUCGUUGGGAAUCCUCCACAACUGUGCCAAGGUGAUGGAGAACAGAGCCAUCCUCAGACCGCUGGGGCUGAUCGACCAACUCCUGCCCUGGAUCAACACGUCCGACGAGGAACUCAAGACUGUCACAGUCAUGACUCUGGCCUACAUCGUUGGUGAGGAGGAUAACGACCUGAUCAUGGCUGAUGACAGCGUGAUCAGCUUCAUCAUGACGGUGUUUGAGGAGGCGGUGGACAGCGAGCUGAUGCGGUCCCAGGGCUUCUCCGCCAUGGAGAUGGCCAUGGGCAUCAGCCAGCUGGCGCAGAACGACGACAAUAAGGUGAUGAUUGUGAAGAAGGGUGCCCUCCCCCUGCUGGUACAGCUGAUGGAGACAGGUGAUGAGGAGGAGCAGGAGCAGGGCGCUAACGCCGUCUGGCAGCUCGCCUUCCACGACGACAACAAGGACAAGAUCCGAGCCGAACCGAGGCUCAUGUAUCAGCUCAAAAGGUUAAAGGACAGCAAGAACCAGGAGACUGCCAAGGCAGCUAACGGAGCAUUGUGGGUGCUUGAUAAACAAGCUAGGGAGGAAAAGGCAAAAGAGCUGUCAGAGAAGUCGGAAGAGUCCAGCAGAGAAGAUCUUCAGGAGGGCAGCGGGCCGCACAUCAUGAUCAGUUACCAAUGGGACCACCAGAAGACACUCGUUAAGGUGAAGGACCGUCUGCAGUCGUACGGGUACCGCGUGUGGAUGGACCUGGAGCAGAUGGGCGGCUCCACGCUCCAGGCCAUGGCGGAGGCGGUGGAGAACUCCGUAGUCGUGCUCAUCUGCAUGUCUCAGAAGUACAAGGAGAGUCCAAAUUGUAGAACCGAGGCGGAGUACACCUUUCAGCUCCGUAAGCAGAUCGUGCCCCUGAUGAUGGAAGGGAAAUACAAGCCGGACGGCUGGCUCGGCGCCAUCUUGGGAGCCAAGCUGUACUUUGACUUCAGCGCGCAACACAAGUUUGAAGACUCCAUUGGAAAACUCAUCAAAGAGCUAGGACAGAGAGGUAGGUCAGCACAACUGGUCCAAAAGGUGCAGGCAGUGGAGGUGGGGGCCGGCGGAGCGGGGGCAUUACCCAUCAUGCCUCCUGCUAAGCCUCGCGUGUUGGAUUGGAAACAGGCGGAAGUGGACAACUGGAUAGCAGAGAACCGACUUGAGAAGAACUUCCUUCGAGAGCUGACAGGACCACAACUGCAUUUCUUACAGUCCUUAAGAGGAGAGGCCCCUGAGUUCUUCUACCAGUUCAUAACCAACAAGUUGAAGCUCUCAAGUCUGGACCAGAUCAUGAGGUUCACCAACGCACUCAACGGCCUGGACGGCUGAGUGUUACAGGACAGCACCUCGUGCCUUACAGUACACAUCUGAGAUGUGAAAUAUUUUCACGUAGAAGAGUGAAUCAUAAAGUAGUGAGGAUGAACUUUUUUGAAAAGCGAAGCAGGGUGUACAUAUUCUGAAAUUGUAAGAUAUGUCAUGUCAUUGUAAAAGCACAGAUUAUUUUUAAAAGAAGAAUACAUGAGGAAUACCCUCAUGGUCUUGCAUGUAAUGCGAUAGUCUGUAUCAUUGACGUUACUCUACGAUUUUGGUGUUAAUUACACAACCAUUUUAUAGACAGAUGGGGACAUACAGGUACUUCUUGUAGCACCGCAACUUGAAGCUGAGAUGAGUUGGUGCUUCACAUUCUUAAAGUACAGAUAUUUUGUACAGCACCGCUAUUAAAGUUAACUUGGAUUUUAUUACCGCAACAUCGUCUUGCAAUUCACUGUUGAGUGUGACUUGUAGCACCACAAAAUCUGAGAUGAGGUGCAGAGGUGGUGCUUCAUUGAUUGUACGUUACAGCAUCACUAAAGUGAAUGUGGAAUUUCCCUACCGCAAUACUGUCUUACAACGUGCUUUUUGAGUGGUGAAUAACACUAUAAGCUAUCAGCUUUCCGCAAAGUUGUGAUAUAAGCGGUAAACGAAUUUUAUUUGUCACAUCAUCUGUUUCAUUGUUUAAAUUACGUUACGUUAAACUGGUUUAUUGUAAAUUAAGCAAUAUUUUGUGUACAAACAAUUUUAAAAAUAAACACUCUAAAGCCA
Molecule: messenger RNA, 3032 nt
Organism: Branchiostoma floridae (Florida lancelet)
Lineage: Eukaryota; Metazoa; Chordata; Leptocardii; Amphioxiformes; Branchiostomatidae
Exons: 12
Coding region: 315-2279 (654 amino acids)
Biological process (GO): signal transduction
Molecular function (GO): protein binding
Source: RefSeq, a predicted model, not a curated record